Alosa alosa (allis shad) is the source of this 2008-nucleotide messenger RNA. RefSeq lists its product as uncharacterized. The transcript is spliced from 5 exons. Gene Ontology annotation, molecular function: integrin binding. The coding region runs from base 56 to 964 and encodes 302 amino acids. NCBI's taxonomy places the organism in Eukaryota, Metazoa, Chordata, Actinopteri, Clupeiformes, Clupeidae. Gene Ontology annotation, biological process: cell adhesion. The record is from RefSeq and is a predicted model, not a curated record.
UCUGGUCAGUUUGAUCUGACUCUCAAGCAUAUGUCUCUAACCUCUGAACACAAACAUGGAAUUUUUCACUCUUCUUCAGCAACAUCUUUGGAUCACCAUUCUGUGUUUUGCCGACUUUUAUGUAUCAGUUCGGGACUGCACUGUGGAGAUGGAGCCGGUGAUCGAUCCCCCCAGUCUGGUGGUGAAGUACGGAGACCCAGCCUCCGCAAUCUGCCGCACGCAGCACAACGCAUUUAUAACUGGCUGGGAAGCACCAGUGGAAGCUACACGUGCUGCGGGCUCACAUCAGGCGGUCUGGGAGGUGUCCAGCCUGACCAACUGGUCUCUAGCAAAAGGCAUAACGUGCUACGGCAUUUAUGUUGGAUAUGCGGAAUGCCUGGCCAUACUAUCUAUCACCAUUUACAAAAUUCCUGAGCGUGUGACGCUAAGCCACUCUGAUCCAGUGCUCAAGGGAACGGAGAACCGGCUGGAGUUCUCGCUGGAGUGUGAUGUUAAGGGCGUAGCUCCAGUCGAGAACCUCACUGUCAUCUGGUUCAGAGGACACACUGAGCUGGGACGCUCGGAGUUCCCCCAGCUCUAUCGGUCAGACGACGUCACUGUGAGGGCUAAUCUGAGUAUCAUAGCUUCCAGAGAGGACAACAAAGCCUCCUACAGCUGUGCUGCCCAACUGGACCUGAACACAGCUGAGCCCAUUCCUGACACCAGAUCGAAUAGUGUCCUACUGGAAGACUUAUACAAAUACGCAAGAGAGGUAUCCGGUGGCGAUGUGCGCCUAACAGAGGGUGACACUCUGAAGGUGAACUACACAAGUGAUGCCAAUCCCGGUGUGAUGGAACCAAGCGGAGAGUUACCGUCUGUAGGUAACUCGAGGGGAAUCAUAUUAGGAGUGGUGGUUGUUGUAGUACUGGUUCUGAUCCUGGCUGUAGUGGUUCUAGUCCGGUGGAAGUGCUUCAAAAAGUCAUGAUGAGAGAUAACCCACAAAGGAACCCAACCCAAAAACCCAAGACCCACAAUUGUGUCUGACUACUACAGAGGAACCCCCACAUCCUCUGAAUCAGUAUAUAUUGUUAUCCGUGGUUUCAGUAAUUCGCGGUUCAUCACAACCGAAAACAGUACAGUUGUGUAAGCCCCAUCUUUUUGGCCAACACUUUUGCAUUUCAAAAGAAUGCCUUUUGCAGUCAAUUUACAUCUGUGUGUGUACCUGUGUUCAAUCUGUAUUGUCUUAGCUGGCCAUGGCAAUGAUUCCCAACUCCCGCGCUCAUGCAUACAGUGGCCAUUUGGCCUCUGCUCUCGCCACCCUGUUGAGAGCUUAACUCAUUCCUGGGCCUGCCUUGGACCACAGGAAAAUAUUCUGAAUUCUAAGAUUUGUGUCAAAGGAGAAAUUAUAAUCUGCUUGUGUUUUGAUCAAAGGAGUUUCCUCCACUACACAGGAGGCCAAGCUAAACUAAUUAGCAUACAGCAAAACUCAAAUCCACCAGAGCAACUGUACUCUGAUGGUUACCUCUGAAAUCACUGUACAUGUAUGUUGUGAAUAAUACAUUCAUGAUUGGUCUUAAAUUAAUACUUGUAAUGUGGGCAACAGUCUGAUCAUGAUUACAUUACAAGCUAAUGUAUCUGUGCAUAGUUGUGGACUAAGAAAUACACUGUAGUCUAUAUGUACAGUAUGUGAUCAAUUGGUAUACUGCUAUUCUUAACUUGUUACUGUAAUUUGUUAAGUUUAUCUCUGUGUUUUUGGUUGAGCUUCCUUUGUUUGUUACAUUGUUACAGUAGACUACGGUAUGUGAGUUUACUUACAUUCAACUGAAGUGAUAUUGAUUACAUUUACCUUUCAAGGCUUAGUGCUUAAAUAAAUUGUUAAUCUGCUUAGGCUACCAAUCGUAUAUCGGGAUCAAAAGAGUAUAUAGUUAUACAUAUCUCUAAUUGAACUUCAUUGAAAUGUGAAAGCAGACGGUUGAUCAGCUGUGUUCUAAAGAAUGUUUGAUUCAAGUUCAGCAACGUGUGUUGUUGC